This is a messenger RNA of Cladophialophora immunda, 1544 nucleotides long. RefSeq lists its product as uncharacterized. Bases 180 to 1421 code for a protein of 413 amino acids. Gene Ontology annotation, cellular component: mitochondrion. Gene Ontology annotation, molecular function: alcohol dehydrogenase (NAD+) activity; metal ion binding. The record is from RefSeq and is a predicted model, not a curated record. Lineage: Eukaryota; Fungi; Ascomycota; Eurotiomycetes; Chaetothyriales; Herpotrichiellaceae. The transcript has a single exon.
CCCACACUUCUCCAACCCGGGAGUUGAUCUCCCUUUCAGUUUUACGAUCAUUCUUACUCUGCUCGUGAAAUGUACUUGAUUGAUUUGCUUCUGUGACGUGACCUGUGCUGCAACAGUCCAGGACUUCGUGGGAACGUGGCUGCCUUUGUAACAAAGAAGCGAACCAUUCCAUCUCGAAGAUGACAUUCUCCUACGGCAUUGACCACCUCGAGCCCGCCUUUGACGAUCGUGACAUCCCGUACAUCACCUGGGGGCUGCGCUUCGACGAAGCCUGCGCGUACCACAUCGCCAACACGGUCAAAGCCAGCCGGGUCUACAUCAUCGCGUCCAACUCGCUGUCGAAGAACACCAAUGCGCUGAAACGGCUCCAAGACGCCUUGGGCGACAAGGUCGUGGGACUGAGGAUCGGCAUGACCCCACACACGCAUUGGAACGAGGUCCUGGAGAUUGCGCAGGACGCGGCGCCCAAGAACCCGGACUGCAUCGUGACGCUGGGCGCGGGAUCGCUCACAGACGCGGCCAAGGUGAUCGCGUGGAUGCUCGCCAAUGACAUCACCACGUCCGAGGGGUUGGAGAAGUUGUUUGCCGAAGGGCGAAAGACGUUCAAGGAUCCCGUGAUCCGCCACGUCGCCAUCCCCACGAGCCUGUCCGGCGGCGAGUACCAGUCGAUCGCGGGGGUGACGAGGGACGACGGCAGCCACCAGAAGUGCCUCUUUGAGCCGCCCACGCGGAAUCCGAGCAUCGUGGUGCUCGAUCCGGAACUCACCACCACCACGCCGGCGCGGAUCUGGCUGAGUACCGGCGUGAGGGCCGUGGACCACUGCGUCGAAACGCUGUGCAGCCUGCUGUCGAACGACAAAGGCGAUGCCGAGGCCGAAAAGGGGCUGCUGAAACUGGUCCCGGCCUUGAUUCGGACGCACAAGGACCCUGGCGAUCUGGAUGCCAGGUACGAGACGAUGCGGGGCGUGAUUCAGGCCAUGAGCGCCGUGGGGAGCGGCGUGCCCCUCGGGGCAAGCCACGCGAUCGGGCACCAGUUGGGGCCCCUGGGCGUCGGCCACGGAGAGACCAGCUGCAUCAUGUUACCGGCGGUCUGCAAGUGGAACGAGAAAGUCGGCGCCAAUGUCGAACGACAGGCUUAUUGCAAACAGGUGUUGCUCCGCUCGCCUGUAGUGAAGGAGUUGUUGGAAACCAAGUACGGUUCGGCACCGGGGACUCUCGAGAAGCUCGACCUGGGGGACGUUUUGGACGUGAUAUUCCGAGAGAUCAGCAUGCCGCGGACGUUGAAGGAGGUGGGCGUCGGGAGAGACAAGCUGGACGGAUUGGCGAAGAACAGUCUCAGGGACCAUUGGAUCCAGACGAAUGCGAAGCCCAUCACAGAGAAAGAACAGGUCAUGGAGAUAUUGGAGAUGGUUGUCGAAUGAAGGAUUGGCCUUGCUGUCUGUGCUGCCCAGUAGACAGGAAUCUAGGGACAAAUCUUCUUCGGUUAUGGACGUAAAUCGCCGUCAACAGAUUACCCCCGCAGCCUUUUCCCCGCGAUAUUCCAG